Molecule: messenger RNA, 1208 nt
Organism: Siniperca chuatsi (mandarin fish)
Lineage: Eukaryota; Metazoa; Chordata; Actinopteri; Centrarchiformes; Sinipercidae
Gene: mis12
Product: MIS12 kinetochore complex component
Exons: 2
Coding region: 46-741 (231 amino acids)
Biological process (GO): kinetochore assembly; protein localization to kinetochore; mitotic sister chromatid segregation
Cellular component (GO): nucleus; chromosome, centromeric region
Source: RefSeq, a predicted model, not a curated record
ACAUCACAAGAAGAAGAAGGGAAACGUUGACGUCACGGGUUCAACAUGGCGCGGGAAACCCGGGAAGAGAUGGAGAUGGAGAUGGAGGUCCGCGGGGAAGUCGAUGAAGAGGUGGACAGUCCCUCUCCGUCGGCUUUAAAACUGUACGAAACACAGUUUUUCGGCUUCACCCCGCAAACCUGUAUGUUACGGGUCUACAGCGCCUUCCAGGACUGCCUGUACGACAUUUUACCCGUCGUGGAGAAGGUGUGUGUGAGGCAGCUAAGUAAAGGCGGGUCGGACGCGGCCGAGGAGCUGCUCCGGUCCCGGGCCAGGGAGUGCAGCCGAAAGCUGCAGCAGUUCCUCGAAGAGCAGUUCAAACAGCUCUCGAAGCGGAUGGAGGCGCUGCUGGUCAAACGCUGCUUCUCCGUGCCGCAUAAUAUCCUGCUGCCCGAGGACCAGUCACACAAGAACUGCCCCCAAGACGUACAGGAGGUGCUGAGGCUGGAGUCGUCCCUUGCUGACCUCCAGAGAUCCUACGAAGCAGAAGUCUGUGCCAGACAGGCCCUGCAAGCUGAGCUGGAGGAGCAGAGGGAGGUGCAGAAGCAGCUGGGUGGGAUCCUGGCAUGGGUCAGAGAGCUCCAGGCGGCCUGGGUGAAGGAAGGCAACGGCAGCUUCCAUGAAAGUUUCCGGCUGGUGAUGGAGUCCGUAAAGAAACUGCAGGAGGCUGCCGGGGAGGUCUGCAAUAAGGCGCCUCAUUGAGCUGAACUCUUGAAUUUUUGUAAACAGACAUUUCUCCAAAACCUUUGUCUGUUUUUUACUCAAUCUAGAAAGAUAAGAAAAUUUAGAAGACAUCUGUAGCAGCAAAGUGGACAUUAAGCAAAUUCACCCACUGACUAUUCAGAAGUUUGUCAGUCCAGUCCAGUCAUCUUAUAAUGUAAAUAUUGUAACACAGUACACAUUACUGUUCCUCACGCAAAGCUGGACAGUGAUUUUUGGCCGCUGUUUGUCAUGAAGACAGUGAUAUUGUUCAUUCCCUGUGAAAAGAAACUAAACUAAAACAUGUGCUUUGAUGGCUUUAUGAAUCUAUAACAUAAAUUAAUCUCAAUAAAGCUUAGUUACCUUUGAAACGACACAACAGCAACAUCAGCUACCAUCAGAGAAGAUUACCUCUCCACAAUGUAAAUGUAAAUAAUAAAGCAGAUGGAUGUAUUACGGUGUCAGUUCAA